Messenger RNA from Leopardus geoffroyi (Geoffroy's cat), 4502 nucleotides. It is a transcript of the gene COLGALT2, whose product is annotated as collagen beta(1-O)galactosyltransferase 2. Gene Ontology annotation, molecular function: procollagen galactosyltransferase activity. Bases 50 to 1930 code for a protein of 626 amino acids. The transcript has 12 exons. The record is from RefSeq and is a predicted model, not a curated record. NCBI's taxonomy places the organism in Eukaryota, Metazoa, Chordata, Mammalia, Carnivora, Felidae.
UCGGCGCCCUCGGGCCGCCAGUCUCCCGCCGCCCGCCGCGGCCCCGAACAUGGCUGCGCGCCGCGCCGCCACCCUCGCCUGCUCGCUGCUGCUCCUGUCCGCCGCUCUGCUCCGCCGCGGCUGCCGCGCGCGCUUUGCCGCCGAGCCCGACGCGGAGCACGACGAAGAAGAGGCGGAGGUGUUCCCCGAGUCGCCGGUGCAGAGACCCACGGUGCUCGUGGCCGUCCUCGCCCGCAACGCUGCGCACGCGCUGCCUCACUUCCUCGGCUGCCUGGAGCGGCUGGACUACCCCAAGAGCAGGAUGGCCAUCUGGGUGGCCACGGAUCACAAUGUGGAUAAUACAACAGAAAUACUCAGGGAGUGGUUGAAAAAUGUACAGCGGUUCUAUCACUAUGUGGAGUGGAGGCCUAUGGAGGAACCAGAAUCUUACCCUGAUGAAAUUGGACCAAAGCAUUGGCCAGGCUCCCGGUUUGCCCAUGUGAUGAAACUGCGGCAGGCAGCCCUUCGAACUGCGAGGGAACAAUGGUCAGACUACAUUCUGUUCAUCGAUGUUGACAACUUCCUAACUAAUCCACAGACCCUCAAUCUAAUGAUUGCAGAAAACAAAACCAUUGUGGCACCCAUGCUGGAGUCUCGGGGUCUGUACUCUAAUUUCUGGUGCGGAAUCACACCUCAGGGCUUCUAUAAACGGACCCCAGACUACCUUCAGAUUAGAGAAUGGAAGAGGUUGGGCUGCUUCCCUGUCCCCAUGGUUCACUCCACGUUCCUAAUUGACCUCAGGAAGGAAGCCUCUGGCAAGCUGAUGUUCUAUCCCCCGCACCAGGACUACACCUGGACCUUUGAUGACAUCAUCGUCUUUGCCUUCUCCAGCAGGCAAGCAGGCAUCCAGAUGUACCUCUGCAACAGAGAACACUAUGGCUACCUGCCCAUCCCCUUGAAGUCCCAUCAGACCCUGCAGGAAGACAUAGAGAACCUCAUCCACGUCCAGAUAGAAGCAAUGAUUGACCGUCCUCCAAUGGAACCCUCCCAGUUUGUUUCCGUUGUCCCUAAAUAUCCAGACAAGAUGGGAUUUGAUGAGAUUUUCAUGAUCAACCUCAAGCGCAGAAAGGACAGACGGGACCGGAUGUUACGCACCCUGUAUGAGCAGGAAAUUGAGGUCAAGAUUGUCGAGGCUGUGGAUGGAAAGGCACUUAACACAAGCCAGCUGAAAGCCCUGAAUAUUGAAAUGCUGCCUGGAUAUCGAGAUCCCUAUUCUUCCAGGCCUCUAACCAGGGGUGAAAUCGGCUGCUUUCUUAGCCACUACUCUGUCUGGAAAGAGGUAAUUGACCGCGAGCUGGAAAAGACUCUUGUUAUUGAGGAUGACGUGCGCUUUGAACAUCAGUUUAAGAAAAAGCUGAUGAAGCUGAUGGAUGACAUCGACCAGGCUCAGCUGGACUGGGAACUGAUUUAUAUUGGUAGAAAGAGGAUGCAGGUGAAAGAGCCAGAGAAAGCAGUGCCCAACGUGGGAAAUCUGGUCGAAGCUGACUACUCCUAUUGGACGCUGGGCUAUGUCAUCUCUCUGGAAGGAGCCCAGAAGCUCGUCGGAGCUGAUCCUUUUGGGAAGAUGCUGCCAGUAGAUGAGUUCCUGCCCAUCAUGUACAACAAGCAUCCCGUAGCUGAGUACAAGGAGUACUAUGAAUCCAGGGACUUGAAAGCCUUCUCGGCAGAACCCUUGCUCAUCUACCCCACACACUACACGGGCCAGCCAGGCUACUUGAGUGACACGGAGACCUCGACCAUCUGGGACAAUGAGACAGUGGCCACGGACUGGGACAGGACACAUUCCUGGAAGUCCCGGAAGCAAGGCCACAUCCACCGCAAUGCCAAGAACACAGAGGCCCUGCCAUCGCCAACCUCCUUGGAUGCCGUGCCUUCGAGGGACGAGCUCUGAGGGCUCCAUGGGGGAUUCACCACCCUUGGUUUUUUCUAACGGGCUAUUCAUCUGUUUGCUCCAGUUUCUUUUAGUGGCCACAGUCAUCUAACCAAAGUGGUCUGAUGUAAUUGAGCAAAGUUAAUAUAUUCUUGACAGGGGAGGAUAAUAGGGAAACUUAACCCAAAUUUCCUAGGAUGGCUAGAAGAUAGGCUUUAUGGCAACCAUCGAGAUGAACUUCAAUGUAGACACCGAGCCCUUCAGCUUAUUAUCCAGAUGAUACUGCUUCCUACAUUAAGGAUCAACAGUAUGGCCCAGAGACUCAUCCAAGAGAAGGGUAAUCACAUCAGUAAGUGGGUGGGCAAGGUAGCCAAGCCACCUGACCACAUCUGUUGGUCUUGUGGGCCCAUUUUAUAUCAUAGGUAUGACCUUGAGAACUUGUGUAUGUAAUUGGGGAGGGGGAUCAAAUAAUUUAAAAUCAAAGUUAUUGGGCUUUGGUUUAAAGGAAUUCUGUCAUAAGCCAAAGUUAGCUGUUCAUCUCAUUACCCAGUAGGGAUGGGUGGGUAUUUGGGUCUGUCUGAACUUGGCCUUGACUAUCAUGGCAGUUGAAGCUCUCAUACAGAGAUUUUGCCAUGUGGGUAUAGUUUAUUAGAUAUUUGAAAGUUUGUGUAGAUAUUUGAGAAAACAAGAACUCAGACUUUGGCCUUUUCUAUUGUGGUCACUUGAGUUAGGAUGCUCUAUUUAUGAAGAUAAAUUUAAUAUAUAAGGGGUUAGGGCUGGUGUCUAACUUCUGUCCCCAGGGUCCCUGUGCUGCCACUGCACGUCACACUCUCCCCUCCGCCCCCGAGCCUGGGAAUGAAUUGUGAGUGUAAGUUUAAUGAGUCACUGUUAAGAGGCAGAGCACAUUUUCAGGCCAGCAACUGUCCUUGCCUGAGUUUUUCUAUUUUGAGUUAUUUAUUCUACAAAAUGUGGGGGAAAUGUGUGUAGGAUAAGGCAGAGAAACAGAUUUUUCAAGCUCUCAGAGCACCCUAGGGAGCAGUGAGUGUGCGAUCUGGUUCUCCUGCAUUUCCCAGCCUGGCGUUUUCAAGGGAGGCCUGUUGAGUGGGAGGGUCUCAUCACCCGGAAACAAAUGCUUCUCCAUUUCAGAUGACAGACCUUGGUCAGAAACAGGGGACUGAGCAACUGAUUUAGGCCAACCAUGAGGGAGGCUCUCAUAGCAUCCUGGGCAGAUGACCUCUCUGCUGUCUUCACAGACUGAUUUUCUCUAAAGUGCAGUGUUGGGCUACAUCUUCCCUGCCAACUCCACAAUCUGUGUUCCUCAGAUUCUCAUGAUGGUUUGCCUCAGGUUUGCAUUUUCCCCCCCGCAAGCAGUGAAACUUUGCCUCCAGAAAUACCCUCCCCACACCCCCCUUCCUGAGCUUCAUGCUUUGGAGCAGAGCCCAUGGGCAGGGCUGCUGCGUGAACCAAGCCUAGUGCUUCCUGGAGAGGGCCUCCAGGUUGCAGGACGAGGUAGCUUGUCUGCCAAAGAACACCAGUCUCAGCCUUCCUUCUUGACUUACUGCCCGUAUUCUUCCACACUGAUAGUAAGCAAGGAGGCUGAGGAAGGGGAUCUCAGCCGACUUCUAUCUUUACUGCUUUGACAUACCUGUCAGAGCCUGACUCUCUCUUUUUUUUUUUUUUUUUUCCUAGAAAAACAGAAAGAGCAUCUGGGGAGCUAGUGAAAAACCCUUAGGUGAUCCCUAAGGUUCCCUUGGGUAUUUUGCAUUUUGUUUGCAUAUUUGAGUGUGUGCAAGUGUGCCUGGCUUUCAUGAUAUAUAUUUUUUAAUAGGGUGGGAGGGAUAUUGGGAGUGAAGAAAGAUUGAGUUGACUUUUGUGUGGUUUUGUUUUAAUAGAGAACAUUUUUUUUUCCCUUUUACUGUCAGCUGGCCUGAUGGGUUUAUGGAUUCUCAUUCUUAAAAGACAUUGGUCUUAAGUUCUAGAAUUUUAGAUUAGGACUGUUCUACUGUGAAUAAAGUUCUGGCUCUGUUAGCCCAGACAUUGCUUCUGCCUGCUCAGGUCUGGGAUCCCAAGCAGCGCUCUUUUGUUGUGAACAUUGUGAUCUGCAACCCCGCCCCCGCCAUUUGUUUUUAAAAAGUCACCUCUUCAGCAAUUCAGGGGCUCCUUGACCUCAUUAUUCCUGCCUCCGCCCUAGUUUUACAUCAAGAUAUUUGACCUUUGCAGUCACAGACCUUUGCCUCCGGCCAUGGCACCUGUUCUUUGUCUCUAUAAGUUAAACCCUGUCUGGAUUCCCCCAUGUGGAUCUCCCCCUGGAUCUUGGAAGCCAAGGCGGGAUCUCCUGGAUAGACGACCCUGACUCCAGCAGUGCUGGUGCUGCUGAGUGUGGACUGAGCACCUACAAUUUGCAGAGGACACAUGGUGUGGGCCUUGCUUUGGGUUCCCUGGGGCCUGCUGCAGGAACUCUGGAAGAGAAGAAAGAGCCGACAUCCCAGCAUCCUACACUGUCUAUCAUGCUGUGUCGUUUCAAGGAGGGGAGAUGAUAAACUACUUGCCUUCUAGAGCUCUUUGUGAAAAAUUAAAAAAAAAAAUAGCUCAA